This is a messenger RNA of Argentina anserina (silverweed cinquefoil), 1695 nucleotides long. RefSeq names its product protein DETOXIFICATION 35. The coding region runs from base 102 to 1565 and encodes 487 amino acids. The record is from RefSeq and is a predicted model, not a curated record. Gene Ontology annotation, cellular component: membrane. Gene Ontology annotation, biological process: xenobiotic detoxification by transmembrane export across the plasma membrane. Gene Ontology annotation, molecular function: antiporter activity; xenobiotic transmembrane transporter activity. The transcript has 7 exons. NCBI's taxonomy places the organism in Eukaryota, Viridiplantae, Streptophyta, Magnoliopsida, Rosales, Rosaceae.
CCAAACCCAACAAACACCACUCCUUCCCCGCCUCUCCUAGGCUACCUAGCUUCCACGUGAACCUAUCCCACACGUCACCUCCGGCGGCAGGGAAAAACCAGAUGGAGGCGCCGCUGCUGAAUGCCGGAGGUGUCCAGGACUACGAGCCGGUGACAACUUUCAAGGAGGCUCGGGAGGUGGCGUGGAAGGAAACAGUGAAGCUAUGGAGGAUUGGUGGGCCUAUAGCCUUAACCAUAAUCUGCAACUUCGGCACCAACUCGGUGUCCACCAUGUUCGUCGGCCAUAUCGGAAACCUUGAGCUCUCCGCCGUCGCUAUCUCUCUCUCCGUCAUCAGCACCUUCUCUUUUGGCUUCCUGCUUGGUAUGGGAAGUGCACUAGAGACAUUAUGUGGUCAAGCAUUUGGAGCUGGACGUGUUAACAUGCUUGGUAUCUACAUGCAAAGGUCAUGGAUCAUUCUAUUGACAACCUGCAUUAUCCUCACGCCACUCUACUGCUUCUCUUCCCCAAUCUUAAAGCUUCUUGGCCAAGAUGAUGAUGUAUCCGACCUCGCAGGGACAUUUACCGUGUAUGUGAUCCCUCAGCUAUUCUCACUUGCCAUCAAUUUCCCUUGCCAAAAAUUCCUGCAGGCGCAAAGCAAAGUCGUAGUUCUUGCUUGGAUCGGAUUCAUAGCCCUAAUGAUUCACUGUGGACUUCUUUACCUCUUCAUUUAUGUGUUCGAUUGGGGGAUAUAUGGUGCAGCUAUAGCUUUUGACAUAACAGGAUGGGAAAUUGUGAUUGCUCAACUUGUUUAUAUAAUUGGUUGGUGUGACGAAGGGUGGAGCGGCUUUUCAUGGUUGGCAUUCAAAGACAUUUGGGCCUUUGUAAAGCUUUCGCUUGAAUCGGCUGUCAUGCUCUGCCUUGAGAUUUGGUACAUGAUGAGUUUGAUCAUUCUUACUGGUCAUCUGGACAAUGCUAUCAUCGCUCUUGAUUCGCUUUCUGUUUGCAUGAAUGUCAAUGGAUGGGAAGCUAUGUUGUUCAUUGGAAUCAAUGCUGCUAUUAGUGUUCGAGUUUCUAAUGAACUAGGAUUGGGGCGUCCAAGAGCAGCUAAAUACUCAGUCUAUGUGACAGUGGCUCAAUCUCUACUAAUUGGAAUUUUAUGCAUGGUUGUCAUCUUGAUUGCCAAAAACUACUUCUCUGUCCUCUUCACAAGCAAUGCCGAAUUGCAAGCAGCCAUUGCAAAGUUAGCAUGGCUUCUUGGAAUCACUAUGGUUCUCAACAGUGUCCAGCCUGUGAUUUCAGGUGUUGCUAUCGGAGGUGGAUGGCAAGGAGUUGUGGCUUAUAUUAACUUGGGUUGUUACUACGUUUUUGGGCUCCCUUUGGGAUUCCUUCUUGGUUAUACACUAGGCUGGGGAGUGACAGGAAUUUGGGGAGGCAUGAUAUUUGGAACAGCUCUUCAAACCUUGCUGCUCAUUAUAAUACUUUACAGAACCAACUGGAACAAGGAGGUAGAAGAAAGUUCAGACCGGAUGAAGAAAUGGGGAGGACAAGACAUUAAAAGUGACACAGCUGCUGAUAGUAUAAUUUGAACUUCCUCUUGAUUGUUCUACUCAAGCUAAAGAGAAAUUUAUGUUAAGUUAGAAAAGUGGGGCUAGCCUUACAAUUUUUGAGCUUUUUACCAUUGAGAAUUGAAACCAACAUGGUUAAUUUGUUCGGAGA